Molecule: messenger RNA, 378 nt
Organism: Sphenostylis stenocarpa
Lineage: Eukaryota; Viridiplantae; Streptophyta; Magnoliopsida; Fabales; Fabaceae
Source: the annotation of a GenBank genome assembly
AUGCAUCAAGUUACACACGUGAACUCAAGGCCUCACUCCAUUUAUGGAUUCCCAAACUCAUCACCCACACUUUCUUUUUACACCCCUCAAUGCAGCAAGGUCAUUGAUCAAGCAAAAGCCUUAAAACUCCGUAUCACUUUUCCUUGCUACCCUUUCCUUCCAAAGAACCAGGAUAAUGAACACCCUCCCUUCCCCUCAAUACCAACACUUGUUUUUCGCCACUUCAGAAAUGGCUUUCAGAGAUGGAAACACUGCCCACCUGCAUCGUUUCUGAAUUUUGCCUUCCUGGGACAGCUGAUGUCGCAUCAAAGUUCAAGAUACCGAGAGUUGUCUUCCAGGAACCUCAUGCUUCGCCCUCUUGUGAUCACGCAACAUUAG